This is a messenger RNA of Melospiza melodia melodia, 2566 nucleotides long. RefSeq names its product leucine-rich repeat-containing protein 14-like. NCBI's taxonomy places the organism in Eukaryota, Metazoa, Chordata, Aves, Passeriformes, Passerellidae. Gene Ontology annotation, cellular component: cytoplasm. The record is from RefSeq and is a predicted model, not a curated record. Bases 147 to 1931 code for a protein of 594 amino acids. The transcript is spliced from 3 exons.
CCACCUCAUUUCUCCCACAGCUUCCGUCACCGUGACAACCCCCGGAAUUCUGGAACGUUCUCCUCACCACCCCAUUUCCCCAAUAGUUUCCAGUGGGGACAACCCCCAGAAUUCCAGAACGUUCUCCUCACCACCCCAUUUCCCCAAUGGCUUCCAGCAGCAGGAGAAACCCCCGGAAUUCCGGAACCUUCUCCUCACCACCCCAUUUCUCCCACAUCUUCCAGUGGGGACAACCCCAGAAUUCCGGAACCUUCUCCUCAGCGCCUCAUUUCUCCCACAGCUUCCGCCGUCGGGACAACCCCCCGGACUUCCGGAACCUUCUCCCACCCGGAAGCGCCGCCAUGGCUCCGUCGCGCAGCCGCUCCACGCAGAUCCCGCCGUGCGUCCCCAAGCGCCAGCUCCCGCCGGGCUACUCGGACUCGCUGCUCUUCCUCUGCGCCCGCCGCAUGGUGGCGCAGCACCCGCUGCCCGUGCUGCUGCCCGCCAUGCCCGCCCACCUCUACCCCAUCCUCUUCCAGGCGGCGUUCCUGGACGGGCGGCCCCUGGUGCUGCGGGACCUGGUGGCCGCGUGGCCGUUCCCGGUGCUCAACUUCCAGCGGCUGGUGGGGCGCCGGGAGCUGCUGCGGGACCAUCCCUGCAAGCUCUGCGUCCAGGCCGUCAUCCUGGCCGUGGUGGCGCAGCUGCGGCGGCAGCUGGAGGAGCCCGGCCACGACGCCAGCGGGUGCCGCCUACGCGUGCUGGACGUGACGGGAGUUCCGGACGACCCGGCCGGCCGCGCUCCGGACGGGAUGAGCGUCUGGUCGGGCACGGUGGCUUUGGCCAAGGCUUGCGUGGAGGUGUCCAAGCACCAGCGGGAAUUCCAGCGGCGCGGAUCCAAGCGGCACAAAGGCCGCUCCGGCGCCGCCACGGCCGCGGCCGCUCCGCAGCCGCCGGGCGUCGACGUCCACGCCGACCUGUUCGUCAACGGGACGUCCUACGGGAUCCUGCGCGACGCGCUCCAGACCGGAUCCGCCGGCCCGCUGCGCCUCAAGUGCCGCGAGUUCCAAGCGGAGAAGCUCUCCCUGGCCGGAAUCGUCAGCCUGCUGGAAACUCUGGACCCCUCCUGCGUGCGGAGGGUGGAUCUGCGCUUCCGGAAUUUGGGAUUGACCGGGCUCUCGGUGAUCCUGCCGCACCUCUCGCGCUUCCCGGAGCUGCGCAGCCUCAAGCUGCAGUACAGCAACGUGGACGUGCGGCGCCCCACGCCCGAGUCGGCCAUCGGCAUCCGGUGCCUGGCCGGGCAGCUGGGAAUGCUGCCCGGCCUGCGCGAGCUCAACCUGGGAUCCUCCCGGCUCUCCGGGAACCUGCGCCAGAUCCUCUGCGACCUCCAGGCCCCGUUGGAGAGCUUGGAAUUGGCCUUCUGCUCCCUCGUCCCCGCCGACCUCGCCUUCCUCUCCCAGAGCUUCCACGCGCCGGCCCUCAAGCGCCUGGACCUGAGCGGCCACGACUUCUCCCAGGGCCUCCUGGAGCCGCUGCGGCUGCUGCUGGAGGAGACCUCGGCCUCGCUGCUGCACCUGGACCUCAUGGAAUGCCGCAUGGCCGACCCCCACCUGGACGCGCUGCUGCCGACGCUGCGCCGCUGCUCCCGCCUGCGCUUCCUGGGACUCUACGGCAACUCCCUGUCCACGGCCGCGCUCAAGGAGCUGCUCCGCAAGACCCUGGAGCUGCCCGACCUCCGCCUGGUGGUCUACCCCUUCCCCGUGGAUUGCUACAAGCCGGAGCCGCCGCGCCGCGUGCCGGGCUCCCGGCGCAUCUACGAGGAGCCCAUGGACGGCGAGCGCUUGGCGGCGGCCACGGCGGAGAUCUCCCAGCUGCUGGCCAAUUCCGGCCGCACCGACCUCGUCUGGACUUACAACCCCUACGGCCACGGCACGCUGGACUACUUCUCUUUGUGAUUCCCAAAAAAAACAAGCUCGGAGCCUCCGCGACGGAAAAGCGGCGCCGGGUCCUUUUCCGAAAUUCCGGGCGUUUUUCCGCCUCGUUCCAGUUUUUUUUUUUUUCCCUUUUUUUCGGUGCUUUUCCACCCGUUCUCAGUAUUUUUCCAGCUCGUCCCGAUGUUUUUCCUCCCUAUCCCAAGUUUUUCCCCGAUUUUGUAGUUUUUCUGCCACGGUUUGAGGUUUUUUUUCACCCCAUCCCGAUAGUUUUCCCCUCAUCCCGAUAGUUUUCCUCUCAUCCCAGUAUUUUCCACCUCAUCCCGUUUUUUUUCCUCUCAUUUCGUUAUUUUUCCGCCCGAUCCCGAUAUUUUUCCUCUCAUUUCGUUGCUUUUCCAGCCCAUCCCGGUGUUUUUCCAUCAGGAAAAUUGGAAUUUCCAAUCAGGAAUUCGGCCAAAAUCCCGGGAAGGCUCCGGGGCUGGAUUGAUUCCGCGGGAAGCUUCCGGAAGCUUCUCCCGAUCCCAUCGGGAACGGCGGCGGCGCUUCUGGAACGAGACUGAAGUUGGAAAAAAAACCAAUCCGGGCGCAGAUGGAAUUCCAGAGCGGGAAUUUUGCAGAGAAACGAGUCUGGAGACGAUUCCGUGGUGCUGGAGUGGAAA